Molecule: messenger RNA, 999 nt
Organism: Penicillium longicatenatum
Lineage: Eukaryota; Fungi; Ascomycota; Eurotiomycetes; Eurotiales; Aspergillaceae
Product: guanine nucleotide exchange factor SDO1
Exons: 2
Coding region: 1-999 (332 amino acids)
Biological process (GO): ribosome biogenesis
Source: RefSeq, a predicted model, not a curated record
AUGCCGAUCAACCAACCCUCCAACCAAAUCAAAUUCACAAAUGUGUCUGUUGUUCGUCUGAAGAAAGGAAAGAAGCGCUUUGAACUUGCUUGCUACAAGAAUAAGUUGCUAGAAUACCGAUCUGGCGCUGAAAAAGAUCUCGACAAUGUGCUCCAAGUCCCAACCGUUUUCCUCUCCGUAUCAAAAGCCCAGACAGCUCCAUCCGCUGAGCUUGCAAAGUCUUUCGGUGCAGACACACCCCGCGAUGAAAUCUUGCAAGAAAUUUUGCGCAAAGGCGAGGUGCAGGUAGGCGAGCGAGAGCGCAAAGACAUCCUCGAGCGAGUGGAAAAAGAGGUGCUUGAUAUCGUGUCUGGAAGACUGGUCGACCCGACCACCAAGCGCGUGUAUACUUCGGGUAUGAUUUCCAAGGCGUUAGACCAGUUGAGCUCGGCCAGUGGGCAGCAGCAGAGUGCAGACUCGAACACGGGCGAGGAGCAGCCCAAAAAGCCACUCUGGACCGGCGUCUCUUCCAACCGAUCUGCGAAGAGUCAGGCACUGGACGCUAUGAAGGCGCUCAUUGCCUGGCAACCCAUUCCUGUGAUGCGUGCCCGGAUGCGCUUACGGGUGACUUGCCCCGUAUCGCUCCUCAAGCAGCCGGUUAAGGCCGCGCCCAGUGCGGCAUCUGGCAAAGAGAAAGAGGCGCCCUCGGGUGGCUCCAAGUCCAACAAGAAGGGCAAAGGUGGCAAGAAGGCCGCCAAGCGAGGAGACGACUCUGAUGCCGAGGCUGCUGGUGCGUCCGACGCUGAGUCUGCUCCCAAGGCCCCGGGUACAGUCAAGGACAAGAUUUUGGCCUACAUUGAGUCAGUGGAAUCUCAGGAAGUGGUUGGUGGGGACGAAUGGGAGGUAGUUGGAUUUGCUGAGCCAGGUGCCUUCAAGGGAUUGAAUGAUCUCGUUGGCAAUGAGACGCGUGGAAGAGGACGCGUGGAGGUCUUGGAUAUGUCGGUUCGGCAUGAAGAUUAA